This is a messenger RNA of Peromyscus californicus insignis, 2657 nucleotides long. Its product is annotated as protein SEC13 homolog. Gene Ontology annotation, cellular component: extracellular region; nuclear pore outer ring; COPII vesicle coat. Lineage: Eukaryota; Metazoa; Chordata; Mammalia; Rodentia; Cricetidae. Bases 87 to 1565 code for a protein of 492 amino acids. The transcript has 15 exons. The record is from RefSeq and is a predicted model, not a curated record. Gene Ontology annotation, molecular function: ghrelin receptor binding; growth hormone-releasing hormone activity; structural molecule activity. Gene Ontology annotation, biological process: positive regulation of growth hormone secretion; regulation of response to food; COPII-coated vesicle budding.
GACGGCCUGCCGGCUGUGGGCCGGCGCCGGAAGUGAAGCGUUUUGAGCUGCCACGUCCGAGGCUGUGAGUCGCCGCUGCAACAGCUAUGGUGUCAGUAAUCAACACCGUGGACACCUCUCAUGAGGACAUGAUUCAUGAUGCCCAGAUGGACUAUUAUGGCACCCGCCUAGCAACCUGCUCCUCGGACAGGUCCGUCAAAAUCUUUGAUGUGCGAAAUGGAGGGCAGAUCCUCAUUGCAGACCUCAGAGGACAUGAGGGACCAGUAUGGCAAGUAGCCUGGGCCCACCCCAUGUAUGGCAAUAUCCUGGCUUCCUGUUCCUAUGACCGGAAAGUCAUUAUCUGGAAGGAGGAAAAUGGCACUUGGGAGAAGACUCAUGAGCACUCAGGACAUGACUCCUCAGUGAACUCUGUAUGCUGGGCCCCUCACGACUAUGGCCUGAUUUUGGCUUGUGGGAGCUCGGAUGGGGCCAUCUCCCUACUGACCUAUACAGGGGAAGGCCAGUGGGAAGUGAAGAAGAUUAACAACGCUCACACGAUUGGCUGUAACGCUGUCAGUUGGGCUCCUGCUGUUGUGCCUGGAAGCCUCAUAGACCAACCAUCAGGACAGAAGCCCAAUUACAUCAAGAAGUUUGCAUCAGGUGGCUGUGACAACCUCAUCAAGCUGUGGAGGGAGGAAGAAGAUGGCCAGUGGAAGGAGGAGCAGAAGCUAGAAGCACACAGCGACUGGGUUCGAGACGUUGCCUGGGCCCCCUCCAUUGGCUUGCCCACCAGCACCAUUGCCAGCUGCUCUCAGGACGGUCGAGUGUUUAUUUGGACCUGUGAUGAUGCUUCAGGCAAUAUGUGGUCACCCAAACUCCUGCACAAAUUCAAUGACGUUGUGUGGCAUGUGAGCUGGUCCAUCACAGCAAACAUCCUGGCCGUGUCGGGUGGAGACAAUAAGAUAGGGUCUCUCUAUGUAGUCCUGGCUGUCCUGGACCUGGAUAGAUACAUAGCUGAGGAUGGCCUUGAACUCAGCCUCCUGCCUCUUUCUGUGGGGAGGAAAAGAGUACUUAGUUCCCAAGGAAUGCAAUACUGCCCACGCAAAGUAGACAGCUCAGAGGUGAGGCUGUCAGAUCCGAACAAACACAAGGCUUCCUAUAUAAGGAGCAGCCAAGCAGCAGGCACCACAUCCCCAGGCAUUCCAGGGCCAUCUGUCACCACCAUCAAGGCCAUGCUGUCUUCAGGGACCAUCUGCAGUCUGCUACUCCUGAGCGUGCUCUGGAUGGAUGUGGCCAUGACAGGCUCCAGCUUCCUAAGCCCAGAGCAUCAGAAAGCCCAGCAGAGAAAGGAAUCCAAGAAGCCACCAGCCAAACUGCAGCCACGAUCUCUGGAAGGCUGGCUCCACCCAGAGGGCAGAGGACAGGCAGAAGGGACAGAGGAGGAACUGGAGAUCAGGUUCAACGCUCCCUUCGACGUUGGUAUCAAGCUGUCAGGAGCUCAGUACCAGCAGCAUGGCCGGGCCCUGGGGAAGUUUCUUCAGGAUAUCCUCUGGGAAGAGGUCAAAGAAGUACCAGCUGACAAGUGACUAUUGACAGGACUGGUUCACUGUGAUUUCCUCCUGAGCAAGAACUCACAUCCAGCCUUAGCCUCCUCUGCAACUCCCCGCACUCUCCUACUGCCCUGAGAAUAAAUGCUCAAGCUGUGUGUCAAAUGUUCAAAGUAAUUUUUUUCAUCGACAUGUGCUCACUGGUAUCAAUUAGGUGGAGCCCUAAGACAUGCACCAGCACCAACGUCUUGCUGACCUUUCUACCAACAGCACCUGUCUCUAGACCUCAGAACAGCACAAGCAGUAAGAUUUUUGUCACAAGUAACCACUGUAACAUACUGGAGAGCAGAAAUGAAGGAAAAGACUUAGCAAAUGGAGGGAAAGAACUUGAGUGGAACAGUUGCUCACAAGAUGCUUCCCUCCGCAAAAAUGAAUACUUACUUCUCUUUCUCCUGCCAGUGCCCUGCUGUCAUUCCUUCAAGGAGCAGAUGCUGAGCACACUCUGGCCACUCUACUUACCAGGUGGUUCAGUGUGGGUGCGGGGUGACUAUGAAUACCAGCUGUACAAUCCACAUCAAGACCCUGCACUUCCCUGGCUCCUCCUUGCCAAGGUCACUGCAAAACUUAACCCAGCAUCUGGCACAAGGGUGCCUAGAGAACAGGCACACAGUUAUCCUAACAGCUACUACUCCAUGAUCCUACUGUGUACAUUCAAACAGAUGAGUUUAAUUUCUGUUCAUUUUCAUAGCAAGUCUACUUAUGAGAGAAUUCACAGAAAUGAAGUAACUCUCCCAAAGUCACACAACACCUGAAGACUCAUAAUCAGAGCCUCACACAUGAGGCAUGUGGUUUUUCCAUCUUAACUCUGCUCCAUUGGCCCAAUUGCCAAGGAUCCAGGACUUCAUAAGUGUUUUCAGUGCCGGGGUAAACCCAGGCAGGGCCUGUGUAUGCUAAACAAGCACUCUACCAGGGAGCUAUGCCCCUCCUUUUGUUUUUCACUGUCCUUGACAAUUCAUCAAGUGAACCUAAUGUGGAAAGGACAAUUUCAAGUUAACAACUGGCAGAAAUACAAUGUAUCCAAGCACAUGAUUAGGGUACACAGUACCAAGAAAAUACAUCUUUCUAAACAUG